This is a messenger RNA of Dentiscutata erythropus, 1603 nucleotides long. NCBI's taxonomy places the organism in Eukaryota, Fungi, Glomeromycota, Glomeromycetes, Diversisporales, Gigasporaceae. The record is from the annotation of a GenBank genome assembly.
GUCCAACGCAGGUUUGAUAAGAGAAGCCAGUUUCAUUUCUGCUCUUCGCUUUUUCUUGUUCUCAGCAGAAUUGAUGUUAAAAGCAUGUUCUGAAAUAGUAAAUGAAUUAAUAACAGCUCACGAACAAAACAAAGAUGUUAAUCUGAAUGGAUUGAAAACAAGAUAUUCGAGACUUAAUAAAUUAUCAAAUCAGCCUAAAUUGGUUGACAUUAUUGCGGCUAUACCUGAACAGUAUAAAAAUGCAUUGAUGGGAAAGCUGAAGGCUAAGCCUAUUAGAACUGCUAGUGGGAUUGCUGUUGUAGCUGUUAUGUGUAAACCACAUCGAUGUCCUCAUAUUGCAGUUACUGGAAAUGUUUGUGUAUAUUGUCCAGGUGGUCCAGAUUCCGAUUUUGAAUAUUCAACGCAAUCAUAUACUGGUUAUGAACCAACAAGUAUGAGAGCUAUUAGAGCAAGAUAUGAUCCUCUAGAACAAGCCAGGGGACGUGUUGAUCAAUUGAAAAGUUUGGGUCACAAUGUUGAUAAGGUUGAAUAUAUUAUUAUGGGUGGCACAUUUAUGUCAUUACCUGAAGAAUAUAGAAAUUGGUUUAUUGCCAAUUUACAUAAUGCUUUGUCUGGUCAUACAACUAAUGAUGUUGAUGAGGCUGUAAGCUAUUCGGAACAAAGUAUGACAAAAUGUAUUGGAAUUACUAUUGAAACACGUCCUGAUUACUGUUUGAAGCCACAUUUGAGUCAAAUGUUACGGUAUGGAUGUACACGCCUAGAAAUAGGUGUACAAAGUGUAUAUGAAGAUGUAGCAAGAGAUACAAAUCGUGGUCAUACGGUUAAAGCUGUAACGGAAACUUUUCAAUUAGCAAAAGACACAGGAUUUAAGGUUGUUUCUCAUAUGAUGCCAGAUUUACCUAAUGUUGGUAUGGAAAGAGACUUAGAUCAGUUUAAAGAAUAUUUUGAAAAUCCUGCUUUUCGAACUGAUGGGCUAAAAAUUUAUCCAACUUUGGUUAUUCGUGGAACUGGGCUUUACGAAUUAUGGAGAACAGGUCGAUAUAAAAAUUAUACGCCUAACGCGCUGGUUGAUCUGAUCGCUAGAAUUCUAGCUCUUGUCCCUCCCUGGACUAGAAUUUACAGGGUACAAAGAGAUAUUCCAAUGCCCUUGGUUACAUCAGGAGUUGAACAUGAUAUUCAUAAUAAAGUCAAACCUGAUGAGGUUGAAUUAAUAAGGCGCGAUUAUGUAGCAAAUGGUGGUUGGGAAACAUUUUUAUCUUAUGAAGAUCCAAAACAAGAUAUUCUAAUAGGUUUAUUACGACUUCGCAAAUGUACUACUAAUUCACCACAUAGUACAUUUCGACCUGAACUUGUUGAAUAUCCAACUUCAAUUAUAAGAGAAUUGCAUGUUUACGGUAGUGUAGUACCAAUGCAUAGUAGAGAUCCUAUGAAAUUCCAACAUCAAGGAUACGGAACUUUGCUUAUGGAAGAAGCAGAACGGAUUGCUCUGGAAGAACAUGGAAGUGUAAAAAUUGCUGUUAUUAGUGGUGUUGGAGUUAGAGGUUAUUAUGAGAAAUUGGGAUAUGGGUUGGAAGGGCCCUAUAUGACUAAAAUGUUGAAAUAA